This is a messenger RNA of Chaetomium globosum CBS 148.51, 816 nucleotides long. RefSeq lists its product as uncharacterized. Bases 1 to 816 code for a protein of 271 amino acids. The transcript has a single exon. NCBI's taxonomy places the organism in Eukaryota, Fungi, Ascomycota, Sordariomycetes, Sordariales, Chaetomiaceae. The record is from RefSeq and is a predicted model, not a curated record.
AUGGCUAGAGGAAAAUGGCGCGAACGGAUUCGCAGGGCCCGUCGUCGCCUUCUUCGCCGGCAAGGCCAAUGCAUCAUCCAGGACAGCCCAACCUUUGCUCCAUACGGUCAGCCUUUUCAGCAGGCGUCCUGCGCACCAAACGACCCGCAUAUCCCCGUUAUACAAAUUGGGCCAAACCAACCGUCGUAUUACUACCCACCGCUUCGCCUUCAAGAUAACCUCCGUCGUUAUCAUACGCCGCAUCAAUCAACUUUUGACCUCACCCUGCCAAUCCCGCCGUCGGGGAUAUCGCAGCGAUACCCAACACGAUCAUCCCCCAAAGGCUUGGCCUUGUCUUUGAAGAGCUUGUCCCUGAAAGGCUCCUCUAUCAGGAGCUCCUCUCCCAAAACCUCAUCUCCCAAAACCUCGUCGGCCAAAACACCGCCAUCGGCCAAAACCUCUUCGUCAACCAAAACGUCGAUUUCCGAUUACCAGCCGGACCAACCAAAACCCAAGACAUCACGCUCGGUGAUAUCCCUGCUAUCGUCCCGGAUGUCAACAAAGACGCAACACGGGAGCCUUCACAGCUCGCGCUGGUCCUUUGGUAGCAACCGUACCAUGCGCUCCGUGCGGCCGGACAUCUCUCACUUUACGGCUGACGACACGAAUCCCUCCCCCCACAGCGGCAUGACGCCUCCCAAGGCCUCCGCCGGCCCCAUUAUUCCUCCCAGAUUGCGUCGGCCAUCUUCCCUCUCGGGCGGCCGCGGGCAGUACCUCCCCACGCCGCCGCCUACUCCUCCGCUUUCUUCUUCUGACGUAGUGCUGCCGGGCCUGUAG